Hylaeus volcanicus is the source of this 1664-nucleotide messenger RNA. RefSeq names its product leucine-rich repeat-containing protein 28-like. The transcript is spliced from 8 exons. NCBI's taxonomy places the organism in Eukaryota, Metazoa, Arthropoda, Insecta, Hymenoptera, Colletidae. The record is from RefSeq and is a predicted model, not a curated record. Bases 355 to 1587 code for a protein of 410 amino acids. Gene Ontology annotation, molecular function: protein binding.
UAGAUUAUUUAGUUUGUAUUGGUGCACUAUAUAGUAAAGAUGUCCUUGACAUCAGCUGAUUCUGUAUACAUAGAUAUAAUGUACGCGUGACUUUCAGCAAGUAUCGAUUGUAUGGAGUGCAAAAGAUUGGUCGAGGAUGACCUCGUACUAUCAUACAUUUUAUAGAAAAUAACUGAAUAAAAUAUGUGAUACAUGUAAUUACUAUCAACUACUCUAACUUCUUUCAUCUCUAUUAAGAAAAUACAGGAAAGUUAUUUUGAGCAUACCCUGAAGGUUGAUUGCCAACCUCAGAAAUUCAGAAUCUAUUCCUUCAAUUUAAUAUCAGAAAACUGUUUUGAUUAAAUUCAUUUAAAAAUGGACUCAGAUUCUGCAGACAUGGUGAACGAAAUCAAAAGCAAGAUAAUAUUGCACUGGAAUUGCCGGGGUCUUGUGGAAUUUCCUGAAGCAAUAAGAAUCUAUGGAAGUCACAUUCAAGAAAUAUAUUUGAAAUGGAAUAAACUUACAGCAUUGCCUCCAUGGAUCAUAGAAUUAUUCAACGUUACUAAUUUGUAUAUAUAUGGAAACUUAAUCAAAGAACUACCUCCAGAACUAUGUCAAAUGAAUCGGUUAACAGUCCUUGAUUUAAGUGCUAAUAAACUAGAACUAAUACCUCCUUCUAUAGGAAAUUUAAUUAACUUAAAGUCUUUAUUGUUAAAUGAAAAUUUCAUAGACAAAUUGCCAGCUGAAAUGAAUAAAUUGCAUAACUUAGAAAUUUUGUCCAUUUCUGGAAAUAAAUUUGUUGCAUUACCAGAAUGGAUUGGUUCAUUGCCUAAGUUGAAGGAAUUAAAUGCAGAUAAUAAUUAUUUAAAAGAAUUACCCAACAGACUCACCUUAUCACCAGAAAUAUCAAUCAUUUCUGUGUGUUCUAACAGGCUAAGGUAUCUACCACUAAAUGGAUUUGUAUCGUCUCCUAGCAUCAAAUUUGAUGCAAAUGUAUAUUUAAAUUAUUUGUCUUAUCCAGUUUUUUAUCAGUUAACAUCUCAAAUUCAAGACACACUUACAUAUGAUCAAAGAAGUGUUUUGGGUUAUGGAUGUUUCAAAAUGUAUUGCGAGAACACGGUAUUACGUACAAAUAUAAAGUUAAACGUAAAAACAAAUGGAAAAAAUACUGAUUUUACAAUUGAAUUGCCACGGCAGCUUUUAAAAGUUCACAACAUACAUGAAAAUACAGUUGUUUCUUUGUGGGAGUUAGCUUUGAGAAAAACUUAUACCGAAAGGUAUAAGCACACACUUAGUAUUAUUACAUCACCUGUAAAUAUAAGUGUUCAGUAUGAACCGAUUGCCAUAAAUAAUUAUCAAAACCUUGAAAUUACAAUGUACCCCAUAAACUGUGCUUCGUGUAACUUGUUAACAAAUGGACCUGUUAGUAUUUGUGUACAUUCUCAAUGUCAACAGCCAAUCUUCACGGAAGCUUGGGUUAUUGUUGGUGUUAGCAAUCAUGCACAGUCUAUAAUAACAGUUGCAUUAUGCUGCUGUAAAAGAUGCGCAUCUGAAUUUGCGAAAUAUUCCAAAUUGGCCGUCAAUCACGACUGGUAUCAUAUAAAUUAAUGAUACUUACAUUGUUUAGUACGUAAUUCUGUAAAUAUAACAUAUAAAAAAUAAAAGAGCUUAAUAUUUUUAAAUUA